This is a messenger RNA of Brassica napus (rape), 1113 nucleotides long. RefSeq names its product tryptophan synthase beta chain 2, chloroplastic. Gene Ontology annotation, molecular function: tryptophan synthase activity. The record is from RefSeq and is a predicted model, not a curated record. NCBI's taxonomy places the organism in Eukaryota, Viridiplantae, Streptophyta, Magnoliopsida, Brassicales, Brassicaceae. The transcript is spliced from 4 exons. Gene Ontology annotation, biological process: L-tryptophan biosynthetic process. Gene Ontology annotation, cellular component: cytoplasm. Bases 104 to 1000 code for a protein of 298 amino acids.
GAGCAUAUCUCGAACCACCGGAGACGGACCUGAGAUUUACCUGAAAAGGGAAGAUCUUAGCCAUUGCGGGUCCCAUAAAAUCAACAAUGCUCUCGCUCAAGCGAUGAUUGCCCGGCGGCUUGGGUGCAGCCGUGUGGUGGCAGCAACAGGAGCCGGUCAGCAUGGGGUCGCCACGGCGGCUGCUUGUGCGAAGUUCUCCUUAGAGUGUACUGUUUUCAUGGGAACCGCUGAUAAAGAGAAACAAUUCUCUAAUGUCCUUUCCAUGAAAAUGCUUGGUGCUCAGGUGAAAUCAGUGGAAGGAACGUUUAAAGAUGCGAGUUCAGAGGCAAUUCGAAAUUGGGUUGGAAACCUAAAAACCACAUACUAUUUAUCGGGGACAGUGGUAGGACCACACCCGAGUCCAUUAAUGGUACGCGAGUUUCAAUCCGUGAUUGGGAAAGAGACAAGAAGACAAGCAAACCAACUAUGGGUUGGUAAGCCUGAUGUGUUAGUGGCUUGUGUGGGGAGUGGCUCAAACGCAUUAGGAUUGUUCCAUGAGUUUGUUGGGGAUGAGGAUGUGCGACUGGUUGGAGUCGAGGCUGCAGGAUUCGGUUUGGAUUCAGGGAAACAUUCAGCUACUUUGGCUGUUGGAGAUGUUGGUGUGUACCAUGGCUCCAUGAGCUACUUGUUGCAAGAUGAUGAAGGACAGAUACUUAAACCACACUCCGUAGGAGUAGGGUUAGAGUAUCCCGGAGUUGGACCAGAAAUUAGCUUUCUCAAAGAAGCCGGAAGAGCAGAGUUCUACACAGCAACAGACCAAGAAGCCAUUCAAGCGUGCAGGCUAUUGAGUAGAUUGGAAGGAAUAAUCCCAGCAUUAGAACCGUCUCACGCGCUGGCGUUCCUCGACAAACUUGUUCCUACUCUACGCGAUGGUGCCAAAGUGGUAGUGAAUUGCAGUGGCCGUGGUGACAAAGAUCUAGACACUCUCAUCCAACGAGGCUUGCCCUCUUCUCUUUGUUGACUCACCAAGAUGCAAUCAUAACCAGCAUUAUGAAUGAUAUAUACAUAUUUUUUUCUCUAUAUUUUAUUAUCAAAGCACUAUGAAUGAAAUAAUAAGACAUCAAUCAUUAGCUA